GGUAAAGUUCCCUAAAAUUCACAGCAAAAAUUUUGGGACUUUUCACUAAAUCAUAGAAAAUUUACCUUUUUUUUUCCCUGGGAGCUGAAGAUAUUUUAGAGAAGAAUUAAUCUUUUGUUUCUCCAGUUGAACAUUUUCUAGCAAUACGAGCCAUGCAAACAGAACUCUCUACCUGCUUCUUUCUGUGCCUUUUGCCAUUCAGCUUUAGUGCCACCAGAAGAUACUACCUGGGUGCUGUGGAACUGUCCUGGGACUAUAUGCAAAGUGAACUGCUCAGUGAGCUGCACGUGGACACAAGGUUUUCUCCUACGGUGCCAAGAUCUUUGCCAUUCAACACAUCAGUCAUGUACAAAAAGACUGUGUUUGUAGAGUUUACAGAUGACCUUUUCAACAUUGCCAAGCCCAGGCCACCAUGGAUGGGUCUGCUGGGUCCUACCAUCCGUGCUGAAGUUUAUGACACAGUGGUCAUUAUACUUAAGAACAUGGCUUCUCAUCCUGUCAGUCUUCAUGCUGUUGGUGUAUCCUAUUGGAAAGCUUCUGAAGGUGCUGAAUAUGAGGAUCAGACCAGCCAAAAGGAGAAGGAAGAUGAUAAAGUCAUUCCUGGUGAAAGCCAUACCUAUGUCUGGCAGGUCCUGAAAGAGAACGGUCCAAUGGCCUCUGAUCCACCAUGUCUCACCUACUCAUAUUUUUCUCAUGUGGACCUGGUGAAAGACCUGAAUUCAGGCCUCAUUGGAGCCCUGCUGGUUUGCAAAGAAGGGAGUCUGGCCAAAGAAAGGACACAGACCUUGCAUGAAUUUGUACUACUUUUUGCUGUAUUUGAUGAAGGGAAAAGUUGGCACUCAGAAACAAAUGAGUCUUUGACACAGGCUUUGGAUCCUGCAUCCGCUCAGGCCCAGCAUGAAAUGCACACAGUCAAUGGCUAUAUAAACAGGUCUCUGCCAGGUCUGACUGGAUGUCACAAGAGAUCAGUCUAUUGGCAUGUGAUUGGAAUGGGCACCACCCCCGAAGUGCACUCAAUUUUUCUAGAAGGUCACACAUUUCUUGUGAGGAACCAUCGCCAGGCCUCCUUGGAGAUCUCAUCAGUAACUUUCCUUACUGCUCAGACAUUCCUGAUGGACUUUGGCCAGUUUCUACUGUUUUGUCAUAUCCCUUCCCACCAACAUGGUGGUAUGGAAGCUUAUGUCAAAGUAGAUAGCUGCCCAGAGGAACCCCAACUACGGAUGAAAAAUAAUGAAGAAGAGGAAGAUUAUGGUGAUCUUUAUGACUCUGACAUGGACGUGGUUAGCUUUGAUGAUGACAACUCCUCUCCCUUUAUCCAAAUCCGCUCAGUUGCCAAGAAGCAUCCUAAAACUUGGGUCCACUAUAUUGCUGCUGAAGAGGAAGACUGGGACUAUGCUCCCUCAGGCCCCACCCCCAAUGAUAGAGGUUAUAAAAAUCUGUAUUUGAACAAUGGUCCUCAGCGGAUUGGUAGGAAGUACAAAAAAGUCCGAUUUAUGGCAUACACAGAUGAAACAUUUAAGACUCGUGAAGCUAUUCAGUAUGAAUCAGGAAUCCUGGGACCUUUACUUUAUGGAGAAGUUGGAGACACACUGUUGAUUAUAUUUAAGAAUCAAGCAAGCCGGCCUUAUAACAUCUACCCUCAUGGAAUCACUGAUGUCAGUCCUUUGCACUCAGGGAGAUUGCCAAAAGGUGUGAAACAUUUGAAAGAUAUGCCAAUUCUGCCAGGAGAGGUAUUCAAGUAUAAAUGGACAGUGACUGUAGAAGAUGGGCCGACUAAAUCAGAUCCUCGGUGCCUGACCCGAUAUUACUCAAGCUUCAUUAAUCUGGAGAGAGAUCUAGCUUCAGGACUCAUUGGCCCUCUCCUUAUCUGCUACAAAGAAUCUGUAGAUCAAAGAGGAAACCAGAUGAUGUCAGACAAGAGAAAUGUCAUCCUGUUUUCUGUAUUUGAUGAGAAUCGAAGCUGGUACCUCACAGAGAAUAUGCAGCGCUUCCUCCCCAAUGCAGAUGUAGUGCAGCCCCAUGAUCCAGAGUUUCAAGUCUCUAACAUCAUGCACAGCAUCAAUGGCUAUGUUUUUGACAACUUGCAGCUGUCAGUUUGUUUGCAUGAGGUGGCAUACUGGUACAUUCUAAGUGUUGGAGCACAAACUGACUUCUUGUCUGUCUUCUUCUCUGGAUAUACCUUCAAACACAAAAUGGUCUAUGAAGACACGCUUACCCUAUUCCCAUUCUCAGGAGAAACUGUCUUCAUGUCAAUGGAAAACCCAGGUCUGUGGGUUCUAGGGUGCCACAAUUCAGACUUUCGGAACAAAGGUAUGACAGCCUUACUGAAGGUUUCUAGUUGUAACAGGAACAUUGGUGAUUAUUAUGAGGACACAUAUGAAGAUAUUCCAGUUUCCCUGCUGAAUGAAAACAAUGUCAUUGCACCCAGAAGCUUCUCCCAGAAUUCAAGGCACCCUAGCACCAAGCAAAAACAAUUCAAAGCCACCACAACUCCAGAAAAUGACAUAGAGAAGAUUGACCCUCAGUAUGCAGAAAGAACACCGCUGCUUAAAGCACAAAGUGUCUCCUCUAGUGAUUUGUUGAUGCUGCUGGGACAGAAUCCUACUCCGCAUGGAUUAUUCUUAUCUGGUCUCCAGGAAGCCACACAUGAAGCUGAUGGUCAUUUACUUGGAGCAAUAGAAGGAAACAAGGGCCCAUCUGAAGUGGCAAGUCUCAGACCAGAGCUCCACCACAGUGGGGACAGAGUAUUUACUCCUAAGCCAGAAGUGCAAUUAAGAUUAAAUGAGAAUUUGGGGACAACUAUAACAGUAGAGUUGAAUAAACUUGAUUUAAAGAUUUCUAGUUCAUCAAACAGUCUAAUGACUUCACCAACAAUUCCAUCAGACAAGUUGGCAGCAGGUCCUGAAAAGACAGAUUCCUUAGAACCCCCAAAUAUGUCAGUUCACUUUAAUAGUCAUUUAGGUACCAUUGUAUUUGGUGAAAAUUCAUCUCACCUUAUUCAGUCUGGUGUACCUUUGGGCUUGAGUGAAGGAGAUAAUGAUUCCAAGUUGUUAGAAGCAGCUUUAAUGAAUAGUCAAGAAAGUUCACUGGGAGAAAAUGUAUUAUCAAUGGAGAGUAAUAGAUUAUUUAAAGAAGAAAGAGUUCAUGGACCUGCUUCAUUAAUCAAAGAUAAUGCUUUAUUCAAAGUUAAUAUCUCUUUGGUAAAGAUAAACAAGACAUCAGUUAACUCAACAAUUAAUAGAAAGACUCAUGUUGAUGUCCCAACAUUAUUUAUUGAGAACAGUACAUCAGUCUGGCAAGAUACUAUAUUAGAAAGUAAUACUGAGUUACAAGAAGUGAUUUCUUUGAUUCAUAAUGAAACAUUUAUGGACAGAAAUAUUACAGCUUUGGGGCUAAAUCAUGUGUCAAAUAAAACCACUUCAUCAAAAAAUGUGGAAAUGGCCCACCAAAGAAAAGAAGACCCUGUGCCACUAGGUACAGAAAAUCCAGAUCUGUCAUUCUUCAAGAUACCGUUCUUGCCAGAUUCAGCAAAUCGGAUAAAAAGGACCCAUGGCAAGAACUCCCUGAGCUCUGAGCAAAGGCCCAGUCCAAAGCAAUUAACAUCUUUAGGAUCAGAAAAAUCUGUGAAAGAUCAGAAUUUUUUGUCAGAGGAGAAGGUGGUAAUAGGAGAGGAUGAAUUUACAAAGGACAUAGGACUCAAAGAGAUGAUUUUUCCAAAGAGCAAGAGUAUAUUUUUUACUAAUUUGGCUAAUGUCCAAGAAAAUGAUACAUACAAUCAAGAAAAAAAAUCUCAGGAAGAGAUAGAAAGAAAGGAAAAAUUAACCCAAGAGAAUAUGGUUUUGCCUCAGGUAUAUACAGUGAUUGGCACUAAGAAUUUCCUGAAGAACCUUUUCUUACUAAGCACUAAGCAAAAUGUAGAAGGUUUAGAUGAGCAGCCAUAUACUCCAAUACUUCAAGACACCAGGUCAUUAAAUGAUUCAGCACAUAGAGAAGGAAUUCACACAGCCAACUUCUCAAAAAUAAGGGAAGAAGCAAACUUGGAAGGCCUGGGAAAUCAAACAAAGCAAAUGGUAGAGAGAUUUCCAAGCACUACAAGGAUGUCUCCUAAUCCAAGUCAGCACCUUAUCACUCAACGUGAUAAGCGGGCUUUGAAAGAACCCAGACUCUCACUAGAAGAAAUAAAAUUUGAAAGGUGGGUAAUUUUGAAUGACACCUCAACCCAGUGGUCCAAAAACAUGAACUAUUUGACCCAGGGCACCCUCACAAAGAUAGAGUACAAUGAGAAAGAAAAAAGAGCCAUUACUCAGUCCCUCCUAUCAGAUUGUUCUAUGAGGAUUCAUGGCCUUAUUCAAAUGAAUGAUUCUGCAUUACCUAGUGCAAAAGUAUCAGCAUUUCCAUCAAUUAGACAUACAGAUCUGACCAAGAUCCCAUCCCAAGACGACAACUCUCAUCUUCCAGCAUCAGCCUGUAAUUAUACCUUUAGGGAGAGGAGUUCUAGGGUCCAAGAAAGGAGUCAUUUCUUACAAGAAGCCAAAAGAAAUAACCUUUCUUUAGCCUUCCUAACCUUAGAAAUGAUUGGAGGUCAAGGAAAGUUCAGCUCCAUGGGGAAAAGUGCCACAAACCAACCCCCGUACAAGAAACUUGAAAACACUGUUCUCUUGAAACCAGGCUUGUCUAAAACAUCUGGUAAAGGUCAAGUACUGCCUAAAGUUCGUGUUCAUCAGGACUCUUUACCUACAAAAACUAGCAAUGAUUCUCCUGGCCACCUGGAUCUCAUGGAAAAGAUCUUUCUUCAGAAAACACAGGGACCUGUUAAAUUGAAUAAAACAAAUAGACGUGGAAAAGUGCCCUUUCUGAAAUGGGCAACAGAAAGCUCUUGGAGGGAGAAGAUUCCCUCCAAGCUGCUGGGUCCCCUUGCUUGGGAUAACCACUCUGCUACCCAGAUACCAAGAGAAGAGUGGAAAUCCCAAAAGAAGUCACAGAAAAACACAGCUUUUAAGAGAAAGGACACCAUUUUGCCCCUGGGCCCUUGUGAAAAUAAUCAUUCAAUAGCAGCAAUAAAUGAAGGACAAGAUAAGCCCCAAAGAGAAGCCACCUGGGCAAAGCAAGGAGGAACUGGAAGGUUGUGCUCUCAAAACCCACCAGUCUCAAGACGCCAUGAAAGGGAAAUAACCCUUAGUACUCUUCAGCCAGAGGAAGACAAAUUUGAGUAUGAUGACACCUUCUCAAUUGAAAUGAAGAGAGACGAUUUUGACAUCUAUGGUGAAGAUGAAAAUCAGGGCCUCCGCAGCUUUCAAAAGAGAACACGACACUAUUUCAUUGCUGCAGUGGAGCGUCUCUGGGAUUAUGGGGCUCAAGGUGUGGAUGUCCCUCAGUUCAAGAAGGUGGUUUUCCAGGAAUUUACUGAUGGAUCCUUUACUCAGCCCUUAUACCGUGGAGAACUAAACAAACACUUGGGACUCUUGGGGCCAUAUAUAAGAGCAGAAGUUGAAGACAAUAUCAUGGUAACUUUCAAAAACCAGGCCUCUCGUCCCUACUCCUUCUAUUCUAGCCUUAUUUCUUACGAGGAAGAUCAGAGGCAAGGAGCAGAACCUAGAAGAAAGUUUGUCAACCCUAAUGAAACCAAAAUUUACUUUUGGACAGUGCAACAUCAUAUGGCACCCACGAAAGACGAGUUUGACUGCAAAGCCUGGGCUUAUUUUUCUGAUGUUGAUUUGGAAAAAGAUGUGCACUCAGGCUUGAUUGGACCCCUUCUGAUCUGCCGCAGCAACACACUGAAUCCUGCUCACGGGAGACAAGUGACAGUGCAGGAAUUUGCUCUGUUUUUCACUAUUUUUGAUGAGACUAAGAGCUGGUACUUCACUGAAAACCUGGAAAGGAACUGCAGAGCUCCCUGCAAUAUCCAGAAGGAGGAUCCCACUCUUAAAGAAAAUUACCGCUUCCAUGCAAUCAAUGGCUAUGUGAUGGAUACACUACCUGGCUUAGUAAUGGCUCAGGAUCAAAAGAUUCGAUGGUAUCUGCUCAGCAUGGGCAGCAAUGAAAACAUCCAUUCUAUUCAUUUCAGUGGACAUGUGUUCACUGUACGGAAAAAAGAGGAAUAUAAAAUGGCAGUCUACAACCUCUAUCCAGGUGUUUUUGAGACCGUGGAAAUGCUACCAUCCAAAGUUGGAAUUUGGCGGAUAGAAUGCCUUAUUGGUGAACACCUACAAGCUGGGAUGAGCACUUUUUUUCUGGUGUACAGCAAAAAGUGUCAGACUCCACUGGGAAUGGCUUCUGGACGCAUUCGAGAUUUUCAGAUUACAGCUUCAGGACAAUAUGGACAGUGGGCCCCAAAGCUGGCCAGACUUCAUUAUUCCGGAUCAAUCAAUGCCUGGAGCACCAAGGAUCCCUUUUCCUGGAUCAAGGUGGAUCUGUUGGCACCAAUGAUUAUUCACAGCAUCAUGACCCAGGGUGCCCGUCAGAAGUUCUCCAGCCUCUACAUCUCUCAGUUUAUCAUCAUGUAUAGUCUUGAUGGAAAGAAGUGGCAGAGUUAUCGAGGGAAUUCCACUGGGACCUUAAUGGUCUUCUUUGGCAAUGUGGAUUCAUCUGGGAUAAAACACAAUAUUUUUAACCCUCCAAUUAUUGCUCGGUACAUCCGUUUGCACCCAACACAUUACAGCAUCCGCAGCACUCUUCGCAUGGAGCUGAUGGGCUGUGAUUUAAACAGUUGCAGCAUGCCACUGGGGAUGGAGAAUAAAGCAAUAUCGGAUGCCCAGAUUACUGCCUCAUCCUACUUAAACAGUAUGUUUGCCACUUGGUCUCCUUCACAAGCCCGAUUGCACCUCCAGGGGAGGACUAACGCCUGGAGACCUCAGGCAAAUAAUCCAAAAGAGUGGCUGCAAGUGGACUUCCAGAAGACAAUGAAAGUCACAGGAAUAACCACACAGGGGGCAAAAUCGCUCCUUACCAGCAUGUAUGUGAAGGAGUUCCUCAUCAGCAGUAGUCAAGAUGGCCACGACUGGACUCUUUUUCUUCACAAUGGCAAAGUAAAGGUUUUUCAGGGAAAUCAAGACUCUUUCACACCUGUGGUGAACUCUCUAGACCCGCCACUACUGACUCGCUACCUUAGAAUUUACCCCCAGAGCUGGGCACGCCAGAUUGCCCUGAGGCUGGAGGUUCUGGGCUGUGAGGCACAGCAGCUGUACUGAGCGGCCAGCACCCCUCUCAGACUUGUCUUCUGCCUCCAAGCCCAGCCUCCAGGUUAUUUCCUGCCCCACGAUGUCCAUGGCGCCAUGACUUUUCUGUGUGGUUAAACUACACAGUCCUAGCAGACACUGCCCUGAAGCCUCCCAAAUCAAUUGUCAUUAAUCCUGCGUUUCCUGGGAGCGUUGCAUUCAGUUGAACUCUUCACCAUUUGGUGCAACUGCUCCCAGAUUGGCUUUUCCUUCCCAUGUUAUGAGGAAAGGAGAAAACUCUGGAAAGCAUUCUCCUCCUGACAAAUUAGGUCUCUCACACAGCCACCACUUCCUCUUUUGUAGAAAAACAGUGUGUUUAAAGUUGGCAGAAGAUAUUCAUGACGUAAGCAUUUCAGAUUAGGCUUCAUACAUUUAAAAUAAAACUCUCAUUUGUUUCUUAUCCUGGUGAAGCAUGGAGCAAAACAUGUUUGGGGAUCAUAUCACCACAGCCUUGAAGCCAAAGGCAAGUCAUCUUAACAAUCUGCAAAAUGUAGAUAAUGUAAGAACCAGUACAUAAAGUCUAUUUUUGCCUCCUUAUAGAUAUAGGUAUAGAUAGAUACAAUUAUCUUAGUUGGUCAUCCUGGGGCAUUGUUAGUGGCAUACUCUUACCUCAAAAACUAGUGUUUUUAGACUGAGACUCACAGGUGGGAUUCAAGAACCGCCCCCCCAUCCCCUGACAUUAUAUACAACAUUAUGUAUGAAUGCAUAUAUGCGUUUUUCUGACAACAGUGUCCAAAGAUUUCAUCAGAGUUUUAAAGGAGCGAAUGGCUUUAAAGAGUUCAGUUUAAUCUCAGAAGGAUGUACAAAUAAAGCCAUUUGGUCUUAAUUCUAAUCAACAAGUAAAAUAAUAGGUUAGGAUCACAGAAGUAAAAUGACAAUGUCCCCUUGAAAUUUGUGGUGACCAAGAAAGGUAAUAAUCAUAAUAGAUUUCUAAAGAGCAUAUUUUUAAUAUUCCCACAGAGAAACAAGGACAAUCCAUGGCUAUCUGGGAUAGGAGCUUCACCUGUAUAAUUCUAGUGAUACACUCAUUUUACUCCCUCCCUCAGCUAAUUUCCUGCUGAAACACAGCAAAAAUGAAGCAGGGGAAAUUCUAUACCGUGACUGGAAACUAGAGUCCCAAUUACAUAGUUGGAGUUUCAAGGAGUCAGAAGAACAUUGAGCUGGUGAAAGCUGAGAGAAAACACUUCUAGUGUGCCACACCCACCACGCAGGACGAGCCUCCACCUUGCCCAUGCUUUGUGCUCUGUGCGUGAGGCCGUGAAGGCUUUACUACUUCUUACAUCUGCUUGCUCCCCUCACUAUGACUCCACAAACAUUUCCUAGAUGGCAAAGGGGGCUAGAGGCAAGGAUAAACCAUAGAGCAGUUGGAGGAAGCAUCCAAAGUUGGCAAUCCAGAGCAAUUUAAAAACAGGAGUUCCUAGUAUAAGAGAAAAAUGUAUUACAAUCUCAGAAGAAGUAAGAAAAUAAAUGCUUUUUUUCCCCAAGCUAGAGCAUUUUCUAAUAAUCCUGCUUGACACUGAUCUGACCUUUUGGGGGCAUGUAGCACAACUGUCACAGUAGAAUCACAAACCACAACCCAUGAAGGUACAAAGGGUCAUAAUUCUGUAAGAUUGUCAGGUUAGAGGUUAAUUUACAGAAAUCAAUAAAUUGUUUUUCUUAAUAGCCUGGUAGAAAAGUUAAGCCCAAAGGUGAUAUGGUUUUAUUUCCUGUAAAAGGUUAGUCACUCUUAUGUCUAACUUAAUGACCUUGUUUUGGCAUUCUUUUCAUAUUGACUAUAUACAUCUCUAUUUCUCAAAUGCUCUUGGCCCCAGGCCUUUUGUCUUCCUGCUGGUUUCCUCAAUAACUAGUUAAAUAAAAUCUUGGCACAUA
Molecule: messenger RNA, 9083 nt
Organism: Callorhinus ursinus (northern fur seal)
Lineage: Eukaryota; Metazoa; Chordata; Mammalia; Carnivora; Otariidae
Gene: F8
Product: coagulation factor VIII
Cellular component (GO): plasma membrane
Molecular function (GO): oxidoreductase activity; signaling receptor activity; copper ion binding
Source: RefSeq, a predicted model, not a curated record